UAAAAAUCCGGAUCCAUUCCGAUUACUUAGACCAAUCUUCCAUUUACACAUAUUAUUGCGGUACAAUCUUCCAUGAAACCGUUCAGAUCGGACCACGACACGGCUCGAUGACACUUCCAUUGUAGAAUAGUGUAUGCAUGCGCUUUCUUGAAGGUUUAUAUACAUAUACAAUUACAACUUGCAGAGAAUCAAAUUGGCACCUCUCUAUUGUCCCCUCUAUAAUUUGGAGCGUAUUAUUUCAAGUGCUAAUAUUUAUGACACCGCUCACGAGAUUGCUUUUAUCAGUAAAUAGUUUUAUCAAAUACUCUCAUGUUGAACUACAUAAAUCCGGGAAAAUACAUAACGGCAUUAUACCUAAACAAGGUAUAAAUAGAGACCGUCCAAGUUUCGUGUUCAUAGAAAAGAAGUGUUUGUACGUUAAACAACUUCUGUGUGUGUUUACGAAAGUAGCCGUUAUAAUUUUAAAGACAUUUUGAAAAAUCAAAAAAAUGGUUGGUACUUCGAAGGAAAAACGCCUCUUUAAACAGUAUGAACCAACAAUUUGUUACAAUAAGCCGCCUUCAGCACAAGUUGAUCCAACAGAGUAUGACAGCAAACGGCUUGAAACACUUUCAGGUGAGAUCGUCGAAACACUGAUCGUACCAAAGCGCACCGCUCGCACAUGGACAAUGCAGGCUGGCGAUUUGUGUCGCAUUACUGUAUGUGAAGGUUCACAGGUGGGUGAUAUGAAUUUCUGGAAUUUGGACAAUAACAAGGAACACUUCUACUCGGGCAAGACACGUCAGUUGCAUAGUACACAUCUCAAGGUUUACGAUCGCUUAUGGAGUAAUUUCCCCUAUUUGAGACCAAUGGCCACACUCGUCCACGACACCUUAGCAGAUUAUGGCAUCGACGAGCAUGGUGGUGCGCUGCACGAUGUAGUUGGUACGCGUUGUGAUGAUUAUACAUACAAAUUGAUUACCGGUAAAGAUCGUGUGGGCAGCUGUCACAGUUCACUAACGAAUGCGGUGAUCCAGGAGCGUGGUAUGAAAGAGGAAGAUGUGCAUGACGUAUGGAAUAUUUUUAUGUGCACAGGUUUCACGAGACCGUUCAAAUCAUUGGUAUUUUGUCAAAAAUUUCAGGAUACUCAACAAUAUUUUUGCAAGCCCAGCCCAGCACGUAAAGGGGACUAUCUCGAGUUUAUUGCCGAAAUUAAUCUAUUGAUUGCGCUAAGUGCCUGCCCACAAGGUGAUGUUUCAGUAGUGGUCGGUGAGGAAGUACCUGAUGAAAUAUGCCAUCCACUGAAAGUUGAAAUUUUUCGCAAAAGUAAUAAUAAUUAACAAUUUACUUCCAUUUAGACGUACAUAUGUAUGUAUGUU
Molecule: messenger RNA, 1358 nt
Organism: Bactrocera tryoni
Lineage: Eukaryota; Metazoa; Arthropoda; Insecta; Diptera; Tephritidae
Exons: 2
Coding region: 489-1319 (276 amino acids)
Source: RefSeq, a predicted model, not a curated record